AUGCUCCAUUGUGGAAAAAUUAAUCGAACAGAUAUUCAAUAUGAUUAUCUACAGAAGAUCUAUUUGGAAAAGGGUUGGGCGUGGUGGUUAAAUCAUAUCGGCACAUUUGUUGUAUUUAUUAUUGGCUUUUUGGGAAACAUGCUAUGUCUCGUAUUUCUGUGUCGGCGGCCUUUCAUAAGAAAUUCCUACACACAGUACUUAAUUGCACUAGCGAUUGUUGACACAGGCGCAAUCUCUUCUGAAACCCUUGUCGCAUUUGAUAGUUUUAUUCAAUAUCAAAGUAACGGAAAACAAACACUGUUCCAACAUACAGCUCUCUCAUGUAAAUUAUACUACUAUGUACGAUUUAUUUUAUACUCUAUGAGUUCAUGGAUCGUUGUUGUCUUAGCUGUUGAACGACUAGUCGCUAUCAAGUAUCCUCUCUGGUCAAAAUAUAUCUGUAGCGUUACCAAUGCGCGUCGAAUAAUUUGCCUGAUGUUUUUAUUCACCAUGAGUAUACAAUCGUAUCAAUUAUUUGUGAAAGGUAUUGAUUGUUCUGUGGCAAUAACAUCGACGCAGAUAUGUCGAUGUAAAACUCUACCAGCGUUCAUCGAAGUCGAUAUAUUUUUCACCAUUUAUUUCUGGCGUCUAUUUCUCAUGACAUUGAUUCCGCUGAUCAUUAUCAUUACCGUCAAUGUUCUGAUUAUGAAUAAGUUAUUUCACAAAAAUUCGUUUAUGGAUUGCCGAAACCGAGUUGAUCACACUCACCGGAAAGCGGUUUUACGUUACCGAAUAUCGCGAAUGUUAGUUAUUGUUUCUUCCAUCUAUCUUCUCCUUCACGUGCCCGGCUCCACCUUAGAAAUCAUCAAAUCAAUAUUCGGACAUGCGCUAAAGCUAUGUCGACCGAAAUGGAAUUAUUACAUUCACAUUACUCAACACAUCUUCGAUCUAUUAACGAACUGUAACUACGGAAUCAAUUUUUAUUUGUACAUUAUCAGUAGUAAACAUAUUCGAAGUGCACUAUUACACGGACCAGGUAUAUUUCAUUUCGCACCAUUCAAAUAUCGCAGCAGUUCUCAGCGAUCGAAACAUUUUAUCUCGUCGUAUAUUUACUCGUCGCGACGAAGUCGAGCCACUACGCUUAAUAAGGGCCUUGUUCGAGGCGAAACAAUAUCAUCUAUAUGA
This is a messenger RNA of Adineta ricciae, 1164 nucleotides long. The record is from the annotation of a GenBank genome assembly. NCBI's taxonomy places the organism in Eukaryota, Metazoa, Rotifera, Eurotatoria, Adinetida, Adinetidae.